AUGGAUGAAGUGGAGAGUAAGGCUGCCAGUCUCCCCCAAUGGUGCGACACUCAGGGCAUCAGCAACGACCUCCUCUCUACCCUCCUCCCGGGUCCGGUCACGGUUUUGCUUCCUCGACUGCCUGAAGAUCCCCUGUGCCCCCUGUUAAAUCCUGGCGUCGCCGAAAUCGGCAUCCGUGUUCCAGACAGUCCGCUUGUAUGUCGUCUCUCAGCGGCACUGGCGACUGUCUUGCGAGAGGAGGGCUUAAUCACAAUCGACGACCUCUAUUUUCACCCCUCGAUGAAGGACAAAGGCUAUGCUUCGGUCACUGCCAUACCUCUUGUUCUCACAUCCGCCAACCCCAGUGGUUAUCAGUCAACUCUGUCUCCUGACGAAUUCUCGUGCCUCUGGCCCGAAUUGGAUCUUGUCCUCGAUGGAGGUCGUAUUGGUGGAGAAGCUGGAGACGAUCAGCUGCAUCGUGCAGCUUCCACCGUCGUCGACCUCUCUCCUACAGUGCGACAAUCCGACACCUCUGCCCAAAGCACUCGCCCCUAUCGCAUCCUGCGUGAAGGAAGUGCCUUGGUCCAGACGGAGGAAAUUCUUCACCAGUUUGGCUUUUCAAAGAGCUGCCCUUCCUGA
This is a messenger RNA of Mesocestoides corti, 618 nucleotides long. Lineage: Eukaryota; Metazoa; Platyhelminthes; Cestoda; Cyclophyllidea; Mesocestoididae. The record is from the annotation of a GenBank genome assembly.